AUGGGAAACAUCUGCUCGCGCUCCAAAAACGAACCCGAACCCUUUUCCCAACCCGGUCGCGUCCUCGGCUCCAAUCCCCCUCCUUCGUCCGCUGCAGGUACUCCUGGAGGGAAGAAACCCGCCGGCCCGCGCGCCCCGCUCCCCGCAAACUCCAAAUCCAAUUUCGGCUCCCCGGGGAGGACCUUAGGGGAUGACGCCGGUGGCCAGAACGCUGAUGCUCGUACUAAUGCGGCGAUAGCAGCGCAGAAACGCGCAGAGUCCUCGACCACCGCCGGAAAAGGUAAACUAGGGUCGAAACUAGCGGCGCAGAAGGCCCAGACACAGACGCAGACCUUAAACGAGGUUAGUCGCGAUGAGAGAGCGGCGAGGGAUGCGGACGACGCGGCGAAUUCGAGAAGGUGGGAGUGA
Molecule: messenger RNA, 408 nt
Organism: Aspergillus melleus
Lineage: Eukaryota; Fungi; Ascomycota; Eurotiomycetes; Eurotiales; Aspergillaceae
Exons: 2
Coding region: 1-408 (135 amino acids)
Source: RefSeq, a predicted model, not a curated record